AUGCCACAAAGACCUCAGAAGCCGGUGAUGGGUCAAUUAUGCGCAAAAUUAUGCGGCGGAAGUAGUGGAAGCUCAGCGUCUGUCCCACUAACACAACUGGCACCCGGGGCGACAUUUGCAUUUGGGAAUCGAGUUUUAUGGCAGCACCCAAGUAAACAAGACUCUAUACCUUGCAGUAUUGUUUCCGACCCGGAGCGUCACCAAAACAGAGCAGUGGCUUCUAACAUUGCGACUAAUCCUUGGGAGUAUCGGGUUGAAUUUCAUACAAGUCUUCGAUUAGCCUCAGUAGUAAUUCCCGAGGGCCAGUUGACGCAAGCCGGCAAAGAUUAUGGUGGUCCAUUUCCAACACCACUAGCUACCCCUUUACCGAUCUGA
Botrytis byssoidea is the source of this 375-nucleotide messenger RNA. RefSeq lists its product as uncharacterized. The coding region runs from base 1 to 375 and encodes 124 amino acids. The transcript is spliced from 2 exons. Lineage: Eukaryota; Fungi; Ascomycota; Leotiomycetes; Helotiales; Sclerotiniaceae. The record is from RefSeq and is a predicted model, not a curated record.